CGUUUCUCUUCCCGCGGAACUAAAGGGAGGAAUCCAGGAUGGCAUAUGUCGCCAGCACUGAGGCCCCACUGUGCUCCGAGCAGUUCGGCUCCGGGACGGCCCGGCGCUGCCGCGCCGCCGCCGACGGGAGCCUGCAGUGGGACGCCUGGGGGCGGCGCUGGUGGGCGUUCUCCGGGGCCUUCACAGCGAAACCCGGAGGACGAGAUGGGGGCGAAAGGGUGGCUCCCGGCACGGCCGUCCCACCUCUUUCACGGCUCCUGGCUGUCUUCCUGCCUCAGGGCUUCCCCGAUAGCGUCAGCCCGGACUAUCUGCCCUACCAGCUGUGGGAUUCCGUGCAGGCCUUUGCUUCCAGCCUCUCGGGUUCCCUGGCCACCCACGCAGUCUUGCUGGGCAUAGGGGUAGGGAACGCAAAAGCCUCUGUUUCAGCUGCCACGGCCACCUGGCUCGUGAAAGAUUCAACUGGCAUGCUGGGCCGCAUCAUCUUUGCCUGGUGGAUGGGGAGCAAAAUGGACUGUAAUGCCAAGCAGUGGAGGCUUUUUGCCGACAUCCUCAAUGAUGUAGCCAUGUUACUCGAGAUUAUGGCUCCCAUAUUCCCCAUCUGUUUCACCAUGACCAUCUGCAUCAGCAACCUGGCCAAGUGCAUUGUGGGCGUGGCUGGUGGGGCCACUCGGGCCGCACUGACCAUGCAUCAGGCCCGGAGAAACAACAUGGCCGACGUGUCAGCCAAGGACGGCAGCCAGGAGACGCUGGUAAGCCUGGCAGGGCUCCUGGUCAGCCUCUUGAUGCUUCCCCUGGUGUCAGAUUGCCCUAGCUUAAGCCUUGGAUGCUUCUUCUUCCUCACUGCCCUCCACAUCUAUGCCAACUACCGGGCAGUCCGGGCCCUUGUCAUAGAGACCUUGAACGAACGCCGGCUCUGGUUGGUUCUGAAGCACUUCCUUCAGCGGGGAGAGGUACUUGGCCCUGCUUCAGCCAAUCAGAUGGAGCCGCUGUGGACAGGUUUCUGGCCAUCUCUGUCUCUAUCCCUGGGGGUCCCCCUACACCGUGUGACUUCCAGUGUCUUUGAGCUGCAAAAGCUGGUUGAGGGGCACCAAGAACCCUACCUCCUUCGCUGGGACCAGUCACAGAACCAGGUACAGGUUGUCCUGAGCCAGAUGGCAGGCCCUGAGACCAUUCUAAGGGCUGCCACUCACGGACUGGUGCUUGGAGCCCUGCAGGGAGAUGGACCCCUCCCAGGAGAGCUGGAGGAACUGAGGAACCGAGUACGGGCUGGUCCUGAGAAAGAGAGCUGCGUCAUCGUCAGGGAGACCCACCAAGUGUUGGACAAGCUAUUUCCAGAGUUCUUGAAAGGACUGCAGGAUGCGGGCUGGACGACUGAGAAGCACCAGCUAGAGGUGGAUGAGUGGAGGGCCACGUGGCUCCUGUGUCCAGAAAAGAAGCUCUUGUGAGCAGCCCGGCCAGAGGCCCAGGUCCCAGGACAGGAGCCU
This is a messenger RNA of Balaenoptera musculus (blue whale), 1484 nucleotides long. RefSeq names its product RUS family member 1 (gene RUSF1). The coding region runs from base 39 to 1445 and encodes 468 amino acids. The record is from RefSeq and is a predicted model, not a curated record. The transcript has 13 exons. Lineage: Eukaryota; Metazoa; Chordata; Mammalia; Artiodactyla; Balaenopteridae.